CAAACUCUCGCGUUGACAAAGGAAGUCUCGCCGCCGUAGUUUUACUUUGAGAGGUUAAAUCCGUGUCAGGCUUCCUCCAGCCACCCGUUGCAAUAAAUUAGAAUAUUUGAGGACUGUUUGAGAGCAGUUAUCGUAACGCGAACCCAACAGGAAGGGUCUGGCUCCACCAUGCGACAUUUAUCUAUCCUGCUGCUUCCACUGCUCCUCCUGCUCCUGGCCUUUCCAGUCUCCGGUGGACGCUACAAUGAAGACUUUGAUGAUGGCGAGGACCUGGCUGACUUCGACGACAACGACUUUGCCGAAUUUGAGGAUAUGAGCGAUGAUGCAGUGCCCGAGGCUGGCACCGCCCCGCCACCUGCUCGGGGCAGCCCUUCUUUGCGACCUGACGAAGACGAGGAUGAAAACGAGGCCACAGUGGAGUUGGAGGAUGGCCAAGAUGGUUUUGAUGACUCGGAUGCCCAAGAUCAGGACAUUUACAGUAAAUAUGACCAGGAGGAGUUUGAGGGUAUUGGCGACAUGGAGAAGACUGGGCACCCCAUGAAAGACCCCCUCAUAAUCCAUACGGUUCCAGCCCAUCUUCAGAAUAGCUGGGAGAGCUACUACAUGGAGAUCCUGAUGGUGACGGGCCUGUUGGCCUACAUCAUGAACUACAUCAUCGGCAAGAACAAGAACAGCCGCCUGGCUCACUCCUGGUUCAACUCUCACAGAGAGCUGCUAGAGAGCAACUUUGCUCUUGUUGGUGACGACGGCACCAGCAAAGACGCAGUGAGCACGGGAAAGCUCAAUCAGGAAAAUGAACAUAUCUACAACUUGUGGUGCUCUGGACGUGUCUGUUGUGAGGGAAUGCUCAUACAGCUCAAGUUCCUGAAGAGACAGGACCUGCUCAAUGUUCUGGCCAGGAUGAUGAGGCCCACCUGUGACCAAGUGCAAAUCAAAGUGACUCUGAAUGAUGAAGACAUGGACACGUUUGUGUUUGCUGUGGGCACCAAGAAGGCGAUGGGCCGCCUCCAGAAGGAGCUGCAGGACUUGAGUGAGUUCUGCGGCGACAAGCCAAAGUCCGGGGCCAAGUUUGGCCUUCCAGACUCUUUGGCUAUUCUAACGGAGAUGGGUGAGGUCACGGAUGGCGUGAUGGACAACAAGAUGGUUCAUUAUAUCACCAACCACGCCGACAAGAUCGAGUCCAUCCAUUUUUCGGACCAAUUUUCUGGUCCAAAAGUUAUGCAAGAGGAGGGUCAGCCUUUAAAGCUACCUGAAACAAAGAAGACUUUGCUGUUUACAUUUAAUGUGCCUGGAAUGGGCAACACUUCUCCCAAAGACAUGGACGCUCUCCUGCCCCUCAUGAACAUGGUUAUCUACAGCAUUGAUAAAGUCAAGAAGCUGCGUCUCAACAGAGAGGGGAAAAUGAAGGCAGAUCGCAACCGUGCCCGCGUGGAGGAGAAUUUCCUGAAGCAGACGCACGCUCAGCGCCAGGAGGCCGCGCAGACCCGACGCGAGGAGAAGAAGCGGGCCGAGAAGGAGAGGAUCAUGAACGAGGAGGACCCAGAGAGACAACGCCGCCUUGAGGAAGCGGCUCAGAGACGAGAGCAGAAGAAGAUCGAGAAGAAGCAGAUGAAGAUGAAACAGAUCAAAGUGAAAGCAAUGUGAAGCUCGCACAAAAACGAGUGGACGUCGCAAAAGACAUUUUGUCAUCAUCUUAUCAGCACACUUCACUGCAUCAUCAUGUUUUUGUCUUGGUGGAUUUUUAAUACUGCAUCUGCUUUUACAUUUGAAGCAACACCACUGGGUUCCAUUGAUUUGUAAUCAUCGCAUUAAUAUACUCUUCAAUGACGUUUUAAAUUAUGUCCGCUGUGAGGUUGCUUUUCUGCAGGCUGUUUUGAAUGAAUAUCUGCGAACACGUCAAUAAAGUGCACUAGAGUCUG
Molecule: messenger RNA, 1919 nt
Organism: Hippocampus zosterae (dwarf seahorse)
Lineage: Eukaryota; Metazoa; Chordata; Actinopteri; Syngnathiformes; Syngnathidae
Gene: ccdc47
Product: coiled-coil domain containing 47
Exons: 13
Coding region: 169-1644 (491 amino acids)
Biological process (GO): endoplasmic reticulum calcium ion homeostasis
Cellular component (GO): endoplasmic reticulum
Molecular function (GO): calcium ion binding
Source: RefSeq, a predicted model, not a curated record